Molecule: messenger RNA, 9490 nt
Organism: Mustela lutreola (European mink)
Lineage: Eukaryota; Metazoa; Chordata; Mammalia; Carnivora; Mustelidae
Gene: DOT1L
Product: DOT1 like histone lysine methyltransferase
Exons: 28
Coding region: 255-5375 (1706 amino acids)
Biological process (GO): DNA repair; heterochromatin formation; DNA damage checkpoint signaling
Cellular component (GO): nucleus
Molecular function (GO): histone H3K79 methyltransferase activity
Source: RefSeq, a predicted model, not a curated record
GCGGCGGCGCUGCAGGCCCGGGGCCUGUGACCACAAAGCGGAGCCGGGGGCCGGACGGGAGCGCCGCGGCGGCGGCGGCGGCGGCGGCGGCGGCGGCGGCGGCGGCGGCCGAGGCCCAGGCCGGGCCCACCCCCUCCCCUCAGCCUCCCGCCCUCCGCCCGCCCUCCUCCGCCCGCCGCCCCGCCCCCGCCGGCGGCGCCGCGCCCCUCCCCCAACCGCCCGACUAGCAUGGUGCGGCGGCCGCGCGCGCCGACAUGGGGGAGAAGCUGGAGCUGAGGCUCAAGUCGCCCGUGGGGGCCGAGCCCGCCGUCUACCCGUGGCCGCUGCCGGUCUACGACAAACACCACGAUGCUGCUCACGAAAUCAUCGAGACCAUCCGGUGGGUCUGUGAGGAGAUCCCGGACCUCAAGCUUGCUAUGGAGAAUUACGUUCUCAUCGACUACGACACCAAAAGCUUCGAAAGCAUGCAGAGGCUCUGUGACAAGUACAACCGCGCCAUCGACAGCAUCCACCAGCUGUGGAAGGGGACCACGCAGCCCAUGAAGCUGAACACGCGGCCGUCCAACGGGCUCCUGCGGCACAUCCUGCAGCAGGUCUACAACCACUCGGUGACGGACCCCGAGAAGCUCAACAACUACGAGCCCUUCUCCCCGGAGGUGUACGGGGAGACGUCCUUUGACUUGGUCGCUCAGAUGAUCGACGAGAUCAAGAUGACCGAGGACGACCUGUUUGUGGACCUGGGCAGUGGAGUGGGCCAGGUCGUGCUACAGGUCGCCGCGGCCACCAACUGUAAGCAUCACUACGGCGUGGAGAAAGCGGACAUCCCAGCCAAGUACGCGGAGACCAUGGACCGAGAGUUCAGGAAGUGGAUGAAAUGGUAUGGAAAAAAGCAUGCAGAAUACACACUGGAGAGAGGCGACUUCCUCUCAGAGGAGUGGAGAGAGCGGAUCGCCAACACAAGUGUUAUAUUUGUGAAUAACUUUGCCUUUGGUCCUGAGGUGGAUCACCAGCUGAAGGAGCGGUUUGCCAACAUGAAGGAAGGUGGCAGAAUCGUGUCCUCGAAGCCCUUCGCACCUCUGAACUUUAGAAUAAACAGCAGGAACUUGAGCGACAUCGGCACCAUCAUGCGGGUCGUAGAGCUCUCGCCCCUGAAGGGCUCAGUGUCCUGGACGGGGAAGCCGGUCUCCUACUAUCUGCACACCAUCGACCGCACCAUACUUGAAAACUAUUUUUCUAGUCUGAAAAAUCCAAAACUCAGGGAGGAGCAAGAGGCAGCUCGGCGGCGGCAACAGCGGGAAAGCAAGAGCGCCACGACCACUCCCACCAAGGGGCCCGAGAGCAAGGCUGCCGCGUCUGCGGACGCCCCGACGGAUUCGGGGGCCGAGGAAGAAAAAGCUGGGGCAACCACCAUCAAAAAGCCGUCCCCCUCCAAAGCCCGGAAAAAGAAGCUGAACAAGAAGGGGCGGAAGAUGGCUGGCCGGAAGCGCGGGCGCCCCAAGAAGAUGAGCACUGCGAACCCCGAGCGUAAGCCCAAGAAGAGCCAAACCGCACUGGACCUCCUGCACGCCCAGGCCGCGCCGCAGACGGCAGCGCCCUCGCCGCAGGACGCGUACAAGUCACCUCAGAGCCCGUUUUACCAGCUACCUCCCAGCGUGCAGCGGCACCCCCCCGACCAGCUGCUGCUGGCUCCCACCCCGCCCGCACUGCAGAAGCUGCUAGAGUCCUUCAAGAUUCAGUACUUGCAGUUCUUGGCCUACACCAAGACCGCCCAGUAUAAGGCCAGCCUGCAGCAGCUGCUGGACCAGGAGAAGGAGAAGAACGCUCGGUUGCUGGGCGCCGCGCAGCAGCUAUUUGGCCACUGCCAGGCCCAGAAGGAGGAGAUCAAGAGGCUCUUCCAGCAGAAGCUGGACGAGCUGGGAGUGAAGGCGCUGACCUACAACGACCUGAUCCAGGCGCAGAAGGAGAUCUCGGCCCACAACCAGCAGCUGCGGGAGCAGACGGAGCAGCUGCAGAAGGACAACGGGGAGCUGAGGACGCAGAGCCUGCGGCUGCUCAAGGCUCGGUGUGAGGAGCUGAAGCUGGACUGGUCCACGCUGUCCCUGGAGAACCUGCUGAAGGAGAAGCAGGCCCUGAGGACCCAGAUCUCCGAGAAGCAGAGGCACUGUCUGGAGCUGCAGAUCAGCAUCGUGGAGCUGGAGAAGAGCCAGCGGCGGCAGGAGCUCCUGCAGCUGAAGUCGUGCGUGCCGCCCGACGACGGCCUGUCCGCACACCUGCGUGGGAAGGGCGCCCUGGGCCGGGAGCUGGAGGCUGAGCCUGGCCGUCUGCACCUCGACCUGGACGGCCCCAAGUUCUCACUGCCCCACUUGAGCAGCGCCAGCCCGGAGCUCUCCAUGAACGGCCACGUGGCCGGCUACGAGGUGUGCGGUGCGCUGAGCCGGCCCUCGUCCAAGCAGAACACGCCCCAGUACCUGGCCUCCCCGCUGGACCAGGACGUCGUGCCCUGUACUCCCAGCCAUGGUGGCCGGCCGCGGCUCGAGAAGAUGGCGGGCCUGGCCUUGCCCGACUAUACCCGGCUCUCCCCGGCCAAGCUGGUACUCAGGCGGCACCUGAGCCAGGACCAUGCAGCCGGCGGCAAGCCUGCGGCCGGCGAGCUACACCCACGAGCUGAGCACGCCAAGGAGAACGGCCUUCCAUACCAGAGCCCUGGCAUCGCCAACGGUAUCAAGCUGAGCCCUCAGGACCCGCGACCGUCCUCCCCCGCCGCCUUACAGAUGACAGGGGAGAGGGGCAGCGAGAAGGGUGUGAAGGAGCGCGCCUACGCCAGCAGCGGGGAGGCCAUCACCAGCCUGCCCGUCAGCAUCCCGCUCAGCACCGUGCAGCCCAGCAAACUGCCCGUCAGCAUCCCCCUGGCCAGCGUGGUGCUGCCCAGCCGCGCCGAGAAGGUGAGAAGCACCCCCAGCCCUGUGUCACAGACCCGAGAGUCCUCGUCCACACUUGAAAAGCAGAUGGGCGCUAAUGCCCACGGCGCUGGAAGCAAAAACCUCGCUCCAGCUUCUACAGGCUUCUACACGGGCUCCGGGGCCGUCAGCGGGACCCUGGCAGGCAGCCCGGCUCCCCUCGCUCCCGGAGCCGAGCCCGGCACCUUGGAUGAGGUCUCGAGCUCAGGAAGCCUGUUCGCUGGCAUGGGGUCCUGUGGCUCCGCCCCGCAGCUCCCGCCCCUGCUCCAGCAGUCCCGCAGCUCCGGUGCGGCCUCUCCUGCCCAUCCGCUCUGCGCCAGCCCGCGGCUCAGCAGCGCUGCCCAGGGCCCGCUGCCCGAGGCCAACAAAGGGGACCUUCCCUCUGAGGCGGGCGUCUCCGACCCCGAGGGCGAGGCCAAGAGGAGGAUCGUCUUUACCAUCUCGGCUGGCGGCGGUGCCAAACAGUCGCCUCCUGGCAAACCCAGCCCUCUGCCCACGAGCGCCCGUGGGGACAGCGGCCAAGGCCAUGGGCCGGACAGCCGUAAGCGGGGCAGGAGGAAGCGGGCGGCGGCCGGGACCCCCAGCCUGAGUUCCGGCGUGUCGCCCAAGCGUCGGGCACUGCCCUCCGUCGCCGGCCUCUUCACACAGUCUUCAGGGUCCCCGCUGAACCUCAACUCGAUGGUCAGCAACAUUAACCAGCCUUUGGAAAUCACGGCCAUCUCGUCCCCUGAGAGCCUGAAGAGCUCCCCUGUCCCUUACCAGGACAAUGACCAGCCACCCGUUCUCAAGAAGGAGAAGCCCUUGAGCCAGACCAACGGGGCCCACUACUCCCCACUGACCUCAGACGAGGAGCAGGGCUCCGAGGACGAGCCGGGCAGCGCCAGAAUUGAGAGGAAAAUUGCAACCAUCUCCUUAGAAAGCAAAUCUCCUCCGAAAACCUUGGAAAGCGGUGGUGGCCUGACCGGGAGGAAGCCGGCGCCUGCCAGCGAGCCCGCCAACAGCAGCAAGUGGAAAUCCACCUUCUCGCCCAUCUCCGACCUUGGCCUGGCCAAGUGCGCCGACAGCCCGCUGCAGGCCAGCUCCGCCCUGAGCCAGAACUCCCUGUUCGCUUUCCGGCCGCCCCUGGAGGAGCCUGGCCUGGCCGAUGCCAAGCUGGCUGCCCACCCGAGGAAGGGCUUUCCCGGUGCCCUGGCGGGGGCCGGGGGACUGAGCCCCAGCAGCAACCCUCCCAACGGCUUCGCCUUCAGCGGGGGCCUGACCGCCGACCUCAGUUUACACAGCUUCAGCGAUGGUGCUUCUCUCUCCCACAAGGCCCCGGAGACGGCCAGCCUGAGCGGCCCCCUGAGCUUUCCCACCCCGCGGGGCAAGGAGGGCGCCGCCGCAGAGCCUGGCACCUUUGUGAACAAGAGGCAGCUGGACGGACUGAGUGGCCCCAAGGCCAGAGAGGCGGGCGAGCCGGGCCUUCCGGCGUGUGGGCCUCCAGACAAGGCCUCGCUGACGCACAGCAAGCCGGGCAAGGGCCGGGACCGCGAGCCCGACUUGAAGAACGGCCACAACCUCUUCAUUUCUGCCGCCACUGUGCCUCCCGGGGGCCUUCUCAGCGGCCCGGGCCUCGCCACAGUGGCGUCCUCGACGGUCAGCGCGGCUCCCUCUGCCCAGACACACCGCCCCUUCCUGGGCACCUUUGCCCCCGGCCCACAGUUCGCCCUGGGUCCCAUGUCCCUGCAGGCCAACCUGGGCUCCUCCGUGCUGCAGUCCCUGUUCAGCUCUGUGCCGGCCGCCGCCGGCCUGGUGCACGUCUCGUCCGCCGCGACCAGACUGACCAACUCGCACGCCAUGGGCAGCUUCUCCUCUGGGGUGGCAGGCGGCGCAGUUGGAGGUGUCUUUAACCACGCGGUGCCUUCCGCCUCCGCCCAUCCGUUUGGAGCCAGUUUCGGCAGCGGGGCUGCGUGUCGCAGCGGCACGCUGGGCUUAACCGCGCUGCAGGCGGUGGCUGGCGCCCCCGCGUCUUCCUUUCAGGCCCCGCCCCCGCCCCCACAGGGGCAGCCCGCCCUCCCCGCACCCCCACCCCCUAACGCUGCCUUGCCUCCUGCCCCUGCGCUGCUCCCGGCUAACUCUGAGCCCGUGCUUCUGCAGAACCUCGCGUCCCUCCCGGCUAACCAGGCUUUCUUACCCGCCUCCUCUGCCGCCUCUCUGCAGCCUGCUAACGCCUCUCUGUCCAUCAAGCUCACCUCCCUCCCGCACAAGGCCCCCCGCCCCUCCUUCACGGUGCACCACCAGCCCCUGCCCGGGCUGGCCCUGGCCCAGGCUGCGCCCGUGAUCCCGCAGGCCAGCUCCACGGGGCCGUCUGCCGUGUGGGUUUCCCUUGGCAUGCCGCCUCCGUAUGCCGCGCGCCUUGCGGGGGUUAAGCCGAGAUAAAGACCUUGCUUAGCUAGCCGUUCGUAUUCUGUAAGGUAAGGCUAGAGCCCAACCACGGGGCCCGUACGAGACCCUGAACUAUCUGUCCUUCCUUCCGCAGAGAGUGGAGGGGCCCAGGGGACCCAGGCUGUUCUGCCUCGGGUGGAGACGGUUGGUUCUGAGAGUGCAAGGAAAGACAGCGCAGGGAGGCCAGGGAAGCUGGGCGGCUGGACAGGGCUGGCCGUGCGUUCUGGCCUCCCGGGCGGCUGAGCAGCCACUGUGGGGCUCCAGGGGAUGGCCGGCUUCUGCCACCUGGCCCAACCCUUUAUGGCAAGCGCGCCUGGGGCCCUGCCCAGCAGAGGUGGCUGGAAGGAGGUGGAGGAGGCCCGUAGCCUGGCCCGUCUAGCUGGAUGGAGCCUGCGAUCGUUGCCCUCAGGCUUCAUGUCUGUGGCCACGGGGGACCGGGGCCCCCCAGGGCAGCUCAGAGCUCAGCUUUGCCCUUGGUCUGCUCCAGGGCUCCCCCGCAGGCCUGUCUCCCUGAAUGCACCAUUAGGGCUUUAAGAAAAGACCACGUGUGGAGGGUUGUCCAAACUCGGUGCUCGUGCCUCGGGCUCCCAAGCUUGAGGCCCCCGCGCAGGCCCCGGAAGCCAGCAGGCGCAGGGCUGCGUGGGGCCGGCUGCCGAGGGACAGCCUUGUUGUGAUGCACAGGUCCUGCCGCUCGCGGGGGCGCGGCCCGUGCUUGGCCGUGCAUGGAGUUGGUGCAGGCAGCUUAGGAAGGGCCGGUCUUUGGAAGCGGGUGGACGGUCGGCAUGAGGCCUUCCAGGGGUUUUGGUCCGUGCCUUCGCUGGCCGCGUGUAGGCGUGAGAGAGUGAGGCCCGGUACGGCCGCCCUGGUAGCUGCUGCUUGGCGUCCCUGGGGACGUCCCUGGGGCCAAGGACUCAAGGAAAGGAAGCCCGGCGCUAAUAGGGCACUGGGGCCGGGCCGUCCUCCGCCGUCUGCCGCGUGUUUACGUGCAAACAGGCAUGGGACCGCCGGUGUCCGAUGGCCUCCCGGUCAGGGCGCAGGUCGGUGGACAGCCUUCCCUGAGGUCUGGGGAAAGGCUGUGCCACAGUCCUCUCGGAAAAGCCCAGAAGGCAGAGCGGCUUUGGUGCGCGCGGGGGGUCUCACGCCAUCAGAGAAGGUGUGCGGCCGGGACUGGUUUUGAAGAGCUCCGAGGUGUGCGUGUGGAAGCUGGUGCGCGUCAGGCUCCUGGGCCUGGCCCACGGCGGACCGCCGCCUUGUGUUCCCCUGCCCCGUGGCUGUCACGGGAGGUCUCCGUGGGCUGGACUGCGAGCAGGGCCUGGCAUGUGGCCAGGGAGGGCCUUGGUGCCCAGGCUCCUGGUGGGGGCAGACAGGAGGACGGGGACCUGCUGCCUCUGGUGGACCAGGAGAGGCGGGGCCUGCAGCGACCAUGUUCUGUCCGACCAUCCGUCCGUCUGUCUGUAGGAGGCUUUGGUUCCCUGGCCUGGGGGAAGGUCCGGGCUCCCCUGCGUGGGACGCUGACGCUGUGCUGCCUUUCCUCCCGCGGGUCUCCGCAGGUAACUAGGAUUUCUACCUCAACCGCGAGACCUAUGCAAGGCUGGCCCGGCCGGUGGCCCCAGGACGGCGAGGACGGACCGCAGACAGGGACGAGGCUCUACUGUGAAUCCGCGCUGUGCAGACCCACAGAGGCGCUGGGGCCUGGCCGCGGCUCAUGCUGUCGAUAGUUUUAGAUAAAGUAUUUAUCGUUUUUUAAAAAGUAUAAACAACUCUGACUUAUUUUACUCCACCGAAGUCGUAAGGCGACCCGUUGAGAAGUGUAAGUACUGUGUGUGAGAGGACCUACCUACCGACGUCCCGGAGGCCCGACCGCCGCCGCGCCGGCCGCCGUCCCGGUGCUAUCUCCACGCGGGCCUCGGCCUGCUCGCCCUCUUGGUGCUGACUGGAGGUUGACCAACGCCAAACCAGGCCACGAGGCGCCUGCCCUAUUUAUUCCCGCCGCUCUUCCUAUACCAAAGGCACGGCCGUCUCCAGGCAGAAGGUGGCUGGUUCUGUCGUGACAUUCCUCAGAAGAGGCCCUGUCCCCGAGGGGGCGCCCGCCCCCGCCCCAUCACUGUGAAUGGCUCUUGCAGACUGGCGGCCGCUCGGGCCUGGCGUCGGGCCUUUGGCAUAGGAACGGACGGCGGGCGCAGGCGCAGGCCCGGUCAGAGCCUCCCCGGUUGUGCGCGGCCCCGUUCUGAGUGGUGCUUGAGGAAGGGCUGGUACCCGACCCCCGGCGGCAGCGGGCCCAGUGCAGCAAGUGCAUUUACUGGUUCGACUCGGCUCGGGCUCCCACCGCGGUACGCUGGAGCGUGCGGUGAGCUCCCGGCCCGGGCGCUGGGCAGUCAAGGGGGCCUGGGCUGUCUGUACAGAAGAGAGUCACACUGAGGAGUGACAGUAUUUUAUAGAGAUGUGAUAAAAAUUUAUAAAUUUCAUAGACUUGACUCAUAUAUUUUUAGAUUGUAUAAUGCACAGUAAACUAAAGAAGAAAAAAGUGAGGGGAAAACCUUUCUAUUUAUUCAAGUGCACACAGUGGCACGGGCCCAGGACCGGCGCCCCGCCCCUGACUGCGUGCCCGUGGUUCCUGGGGCGGAGUGCUCGGCCCUGCGCCCUGCCCAAGGCCCUCUGGCCCUUCCGAGCUGCUCCGCUGCCGCCCCACCCGCCCUGCAGCCGCUGUGACGGUGCCUGGGAGGGAAGGUGCUGGGUAGUGAGUGCCCCUCGCCGCAUUCACCCGCCAGGGCAGAGCCAGGAUGCCUCCAGAAGGUGCCAGCAGGGUUCUCCAGCCCCUCCAGCGUAGCAGUCUGACCAGUGUCAUGUCUGUGCGCAGUCUUCAAAAGGGUGUGUCCAGAAGUCCCCAGGUCCCUGGAAGGGCGAAUGUCAGCCAAGGUCCUGGCAGGGGGCCCUGGACCCCAAGAUGGGUGCUUUAGGAAGGGCUGAGCUGGUGAGGUAGGAGCCCUGUUCUCAGGUGCUUGCACCCACCAAGGAACACCGAGAACUUGCCUCUUCCCAGAGGUGGGCUGUGCAUCGUGGGUGGGCCCUGAGCUCCUGCCUGGGGAGGGUCAGCGCACCGGGCCAGCCUGGCCCUGCUUCCUCCUGAUCCCCACUCUCCGGAGGGGCAGGCAGAUGCCUUGAGGCAUGCGGGCCAAAGAGGGUCAUUGCAGGGCCCUUUCCUGCCCGCAGCUGCUUCUGAAGCAGACUGAUCUGUGCGGCGCAGGUCUGGCCGUCGGCGGGCUCCCUGGUUCGCCCAGGCAGGGGCCUGCCACAGCUCUGCUUUCCUGCCUGUCCUGGGGGUGGCCCAGAGCAAUAGUUGAGGCAGAAGAUGGUGCUCAUGAUGGGUUCUUGAACUGGCCCGUCCUUCCGUAACUGGCCGCCCUGGCUCCCACCCUCUGGUUGGUGCUCCCGGCGCAUGAAGGUGCUGUGCCUUGCCCCUGUGAACCCCAACCUCUGCCCCCCAGGACAGGGCAGUGUUUGCUCCCCACCCCCAUCAGGCGCACAGGGCUCCGUGAAAAGAUACAGGGUUGAUGGCAGAGGUCACACAGGAGUCCCCGGGGUAGAACAGAGCAGCCCUGUCCAGGCACACGGCACGUAACCUCCGGGGGGCCUCCUGCAGACGUGCCGUACGGAGUCUCCCAGCACAGACGCUCGUGUGCAGACACGGUCCCUGGUGUGAGGCAGGUGGCACACGGGGGCGCAGAGCCCCGGGGCUGCCGCUGACCACGGGCCACUUCAGGGAAGUCUGCGGGUCGUAGGUGGCUCUGCUCAGGAAAACCUAACCGUGAACACGGCCUUCCCGGGCAGCUGGCCAGGCCCUGCAGCUAUGGACUGUGAUUUCUCCAAGGCUCACGUGCCCCUCUGUCCCCACCCACCCGCCCUCAUUCCCACGGUCCAGCCACACUGGUUUGUCUCCCACGUCUCUUGACCUUGAUUUGUAACUCUGACGGGGCUUUGCUCUUGUGUUUCUGGUAGACUGUGUUUCAGUUGGGGGUACUGGCCUGGCUUGACCCUCUUCUAAGAGAUCACCAAUGCAUUCUGCGUUUCCACCUCUAGACGCUGUAAUAAAAUACUUGUUUCCACUUGAA